AUUAACUGUUCUGCCUUCUGCAAUUCCAUGAUCCAAUGCCGCCAAAGAAGCGGAAGCUCGCUGAUCGUGGGGAAGUCAUUGACUUGUACGCCCUCUUGCAAGUGGCACGGGGCGCAUCCCAUCGCUAGUUCAAGCGUAUCAUAGGCAAGCUUUGCUUGUGCACCCUGACAAGGGUGGCAAUGCCACAAGCUUCCAGGCAGUGGCGCGUGCCUAUGAGGUCCUCUCGGACCCAAUCUCGCGAGAUGAAUAUCACAUGUCUUUGCUGGAGCUUGGGCGCCAAGACGGCCUGGAGAACGUCGACGAUCUUUUCGAUUGCUGGGUGCUCUGGCUGAAUUGCCGCACAAUUGCAAGAAGAAGCAGACGAGAACAAGCUGGUGAGAGAUGCAGUGAAUGUAGCCAAGAGGUUGCAGGCACUAAAUAUCUCAGCUCAAACUCCAGCCGAGGUAGUAUGGCGGCCCAGAUCAAUAUGUGUGGCCUGGAAGUGCGCACCCCCGCCACAACUUUGAAGCCAGUAAUCGCCUUCUACCAUACGGCAGUAGUGGAGCUGAGGGCAUGCCUUCUGCGGUGCCUUCGUGCCAAGCCAGAUGCCACUUUGGACACGGGGCUGAUGGAGGCUCUCAACGAGCUUGGUUCCAUGGGCUACGCUUGCAGAUUCGAUUUCCGAUUUCGGCGGCACAUCAAAGGAGUGCAAGCCGCCACGCCGAUGGUGGAUGAGCCGCAUGUGGCGCUCCAGAUGCGCAGGGAGCUGCAAGGAAUGUCAACGCUUGCAAAAUACAAGGCGCUGAAGAAGAAAUGGAGCCAAAUGCUGCAAGACACGUUGCCUGAAAGGCAGGCUCGUCGCCGUGAAAAGGCGCACGAGCUGAAAGGCUACAUCUUGGCGUUGGGCGACGCGAGCGUUCCACACCUGCCAUUUCGAAGGAAAAGCAAACAGCCAGCUGACAUGACCCUAAAGGUGCCGCUGCUGGGCAAGCUUGCUGUGGCCUUGGGCGGGCAGACGCAGUUGGAGAAGAAGCUGGCCACACCUGCCGGCCAAAAGGCCUUGCUUCAGUUCUUUUCCACAACAUCUUCCUUAGCCUUGCCCCCUCCAGGUCUUGGGUGGAAACAAAUGCAGGCUGAGCAGAAGGCGAGCGUGUUUGAGUUCACAGCUAUGGUGGACUUGGCCCGGUUUGCUGCCACCCACAAAGCGGCAAGCCACGAAGUGCAGGAGUGCAUGGACAUCCGAUGCUGCAAUGAGCUUCGUCUUCACCGCCACGACUUCAGUGCGGACACUGUCUGGCAGCUUCCUCAGCUUCUGAGCUUCUUCCACGCAAAGCUUGGGUGCACUCAAAGCCUCGAUUUGCGUGAGAUGCCUCUCUCUGUUAUGUCAAGUGCUUUGCUGUGGGCCGCGCUGGGUACACUCGAGAGGCUGAAGCUGGUUGUGAUCCACCAGUCGCAUGCAUGCAGCAUGCCCACCCCCAAGUCCAACAAUGCGCUUUGCAAUCCAAAUGGCUUUGUGACGCCGUUGCCAAGAACCAAACGCCAGGCCAUAUGCCAAUGCACCAGAAAGAAGUGACAUGCAGUGGAAAAAUCGCUAGAUGCAGUUGAA
Messenger RNA from Effrenium voratum, 1585 nucleotides. NCBI's taxonomy places the organism in Eukaryota, Dinophyceae, Suessiales, Symbiodiniaceae. The record is from the annotation of a GenBank genome assembly.